Emericellopsis cladophorae is the source of this 708-nucleotide messenger RNA. RefSeq lists its product as uncharacterized. The transcript has a single exon. The record is from RefSeq and is a predicted model, not a curated record. Bases 1 to 708 code for a protein of 235 amino acids. Gene Ontology annotation, molecular function: ribonucleoside-diphosphate reductase inhibitor activity. Gene Ontology annotation, cellular component: cytoplasm; nucleus. Lineage: Eukaryota; Fungi; Ascomycota; Sordariomycetes; Hypocreales; Bionectriaceae.
AUGUCCAACCCUCGAGUUAAGCGUCCUUUCGCCGGCGCAGCCGCCGACCCGUCUCAGCGCCAGAUCACUUCCUUCUUCAGCAGCCGCGGCCAGUCGGGCGAGUCACCACCCGUCGAGUCGAUCCGCGGACCUUCCCUGCCUGCGAACGUCGAAGCCAACCUGCUCAGCGUCGGCAUGCGCGUGCGCAAGUCCGUACCGGAGGGCUACAAGACCGUUGGGCCCAGCGCCUUCAAGCUCUGGACAGACGACACCCGACCUUCCUCGCUCGGCGCACAGCAGCAGCAUCCCAGGCCCCAGAUGAAGAAGCCCACGCCUACCCUCUCACGAGCCACUUCGAGGGAACUGACACCUUUCUGCGGAAUCAACAGUAUUGGCGGCCUGAGCGAGCAGCCUGCCUCUUACUACGAGGACGAAGAGGAGGAACUUCCUGGGCUGGACGAGAUUCCCGGCUUGACCAUGUCCCAGGAGAGCAACGAGAGUACCGCCACGGAUGCGAGCUCUCGCAAACGCUUCCUAGACGACGAUGAGGAGGAUGAAGACAAUUAUGAGGAUCACGCGCGGAACUUGGGGGACUCGGUCAAUGGCCGGAUCGUGGCCGUUCCUCGCUCCCGCGUCAGGAAGGCCACCUCGUUCCAGCAAGAUCAGGAGAACAUGGCUAUCGACAAUGACUUUGACGAUGCCGACUUUUUGGUGCACAUGUCGGACUGA